This is a messenger RNA of Pectinophora gossypiella (pink bollworm), 3707 nucleotides long. RefSeq names its product histidine-rich glycoprotein-like. Lineage: Eukaryota; Metazoa; Arthropoda; Insecta; Lepidoptera; Gelechiidae. The coding region runs from base 381 to 1880 and encodes 499 amino acids. The transcript is spliced from 5 exons. The record is from RefSeq and is a predicted model, not a curated record.
UGGGUAAAUCUCUCAGUACCGAACGCAUAAAACUAUAAAGUUUAGUUACGCAUCAUCCGAUAUUAAAUGUGGUGGUGAUGGAUUACGCAACCGGAUCUCAUGGCCGCGGACUUAGGCGACGGCGGGAUCGCGCGCGCAGUUCCGCGCCGUGCAGCCGCCGCGCGCCCGUCUGACGCAGCCACCGCUCCGCAAACACACGCUGUUUGCACACCGCCAGAUAUCAACACUAUAAACUGCACUCCAAACAAAAAAAACACAAAGCGCUCGCAGACACCGACUUCGCAAGUCCUUUUCAAAAGCACUAGUUUCGUUACUCGACUCAGUGAAAGGUUUUAAAGUAUAUAACAAAAAACAGAAGGUUUCAGCUUAGUGUCGCGACGAUGAGAGUGACGUUGUGGCUAGUGGCGCUGCUAGCGCUCGCAGCCGCCGACCCCUGGGAGGAGCCGUGGGUGGAGGAGGAGGACCUAGAGGAGCCGUACAGCGAGGAGCGCGACGAGGGGACGCGCGAGGAAGCCGUCAAGCCCCGCGCGCGGAGAGACGUCUACAACGAGGACCCUUAUGAGGAGCACGUCCGCGUCAAGCGACGCUGCUGCGACGAGGAACCCUAUGACGGCCGCAGGGUGCGCCGCUCCUCCGACUAUGUCAGGGUGCCGCGGCAAAUACACCAGUACGAAGUACACGAGUUUACCGACGAGGACCCGUCAGCGUUCCCAUCGCCGCCGUUCGAGGAGAUGCUGGCCGCCAGCGCCGAGCACUACCAUCGCGUGUACGCGGCGCCCGGCGCGCCCGCGCCUGCGCACUACUUGAACCCUGACGUGAGUGGAGCGCCUCUAGGCAUCCGUCCCGUGCCGUCCAUCACGCGCUUUGCCCCCGGGAUCGCGCUGCCGGGCCCCGUGCCCAGAGCCCUCGCUAUUGCCGAGCCUCCGCAGAGGCUGAUCCCUGUGCCGUCGCAAACCCCUGUGAACUACGCUUCGCCGCCUCGCGUUGUCGCUCCAACGAGUCAGCCUGUGCCUCGAGCUUACGCUUCUGUCAAACCUGUGUUUGUUGAUCCUAAACCCAGUGUUGUGUCUCAUGAUCCUGUCCAGUUUGUGGCGUCACCUAAUGUAGUGGCAGCGGCGGCGGCGCCCGUGGCCGCGGUGCCGGCGCCGGUGGCGGGCGAGGCCGCGCCGGCGGUGGCGGUGGCACGGCUGGCAGACGGCGACCUCCUGGGCUCGCCCGCUGGGCACCACCACCACCACCACCACCAGCAAGCGCACGGGCAUGGCCACGUCGCCGGCGGUGGCCACAACAAACACGCUGGCCACCACGCGGCGCACGCCGGCAAGAGCGUGAAGGGUUUCAACACGCACCACCACAAGGACAAGGGCAGCAAGGGCUUCAAGACAGACGAGCACCAUCGCAAGGAGUAUGAAGAAGCCGGCGGGAAGAAGAAGAAACACCACGACCACGCCGGCCACAAGGGUGGACACGAGGAGGAGGCGCAUGGACACAGGGGCGCGCACUUUGGGGAGAAGAAAGGACACAAGAAAGGGCAUAAGACCAAGGGCUACCACAACAAGUAUCACAAGGACGAGUUCCACAAGGAGCACAAGUUCUACGAUGACUUCCACAAGAGCGGCGAGCACCACCGCUUCGGCAAGUUCCACGCCAAGCACGCCAGCAAUGAGAGCGGCAAGAAGAAGGCGCACCACGUCAACGCGGGCCAUGACUUCGUUGAACGCGGCAAGAAGGGAUACAGCAACAAGGGUCACCUGGACGCGGACCACAAGGGCCACCACGGCAAGCAUGGUCAUGAGGAGCAUCACGAGCAUCAUGAAAACCAUGGCAAGAAGGGAGGUAGUGAGGGCGGCAAGGAAUGGGGCUAUGCCAAGAAGGGGUAACUGACAGGAGAUACUUGCCUGUAUGAAGAGAUCAGGAAUUUCCAAGCACCUGGGUUUUCUUAUGUAUGCGUCAAUGAAGUUCAGAAGCACCUUUGGAGUGGAUAAUUCAGAAGGCCUAGCAGAGUCGCAAAUGUUUCCAUUUUCAUAAUCGCUAUCGUAUAACCCUUCCAAAUUAAAUAAACACUUUACGCUUUCACGGAAGUCAACGGAUUCUAAUGGAAAUAUUUGACAAGUCAUAAUAAUUCUAUGCAGAAUCUGUGACACCAGCAUCCCGAUCGUCGCCGUAUUCGUAUUUUUAACCUGGUGUUAUCUUUAGUCUUCGUGGCGGUUUGCGUCAAGGACAUUGUAUACCUGCAAGACCUCUCGAUUCGCGCGAGUCGAUUUUAGGGACCUUACAAAUGGAAAUAUUUUCAACUUGGCUAGGCCCUUAGAUAGAUACGCACACUCAUGUGCUUGUAGAAAGUACCUAUUCUGUUCUCUUUUCAUUACGACUUGUACCCUGUCUGAGGAUUCCACUUAUAAACUUGCCGCACUUUAAGGAUAUUAUAUGCUUUUUUAAUCUUCUGAAGUCCCGGACACCAAAAUAGCAAAAUACAUUCCUGGUCACGAUUUUUUUUUAACUUGAUAUAAAAUAAGUUGUUAAAGUUCGUUUAUAAGUGAGAAUCCUUAAUAAUUACGAACUGAUAAAUCUAAGACUAACGGAGUUCGUCUCUUAGCCAUUUAGCAUGUCUGAGGAUUCAGGGUUUGAGUCCUGAUUUUGCAGUUUGCUCUAAUUGAAAAGGUUCAUCAAGUGAUCUGUCUGCAGAUUGGUGUUGAUAACACAUUUAGGUACUUACCUACCUAUUUAAUCUUUGCGUCUUGAGGCAUUAUACUUAUGUGGGUCACAGCUCACAGCGACACUUACGAAAUCCGACUCGAAGUCAAUUUGCUACCUGGUUCCGAAUUAAACAAACUCUAAUUGACUUUAUAAAAAACGCUGAAAGACCGUUGUGCAAUAGACCGUGUCUGAUCAAACAACAUUAGGGCUAGUUCACACGCGCGAGUCCGGUUGACACGAGCGAGACGCAGAUUGCUUAACAACGUCAAUGCAAGUAAGUAGUUAAUUAUUUUUUCUGUUCGAAGCAUUGCGUGAUGUUAAUAUAUUUUUUUUUAGAUUUCCGCGAGAUAUUUUAUUUACUUAGUAUGGUUACUGUUGCCAAAGUAAAUAUUUUGAUAGACUAGUGACAAUUGUGGCAAUAAUCAUACACCACAGUACUUGUAUUUGCGUAUUUCUCAUUUGCAACUUUCAAGUUGAGUCAUCAGUCACCAGGGGCCUGUUUGAUAAAACUUACAAUUGUAAAUUACAACGACAAUAUGAUGUUCAUUACGUAGCUAAUUUGAAACUGCAAAAUAUUUGUGAUCACACACUCCGCAAUGUACAUCAAAUUGUCAUUGUAAUUACAAUUGUAAGUUUUAUUAAACAGCCCCCUGAUCAUGUAUUGUGUACCCGGCUCAAUGUAGGUACCCCAUGCCGCAGUUCAUCCGCGGCGAUGCGCCGGCGCAGGCACAAUUAUUUCCGAAGUUCACGGUCUGUUAAGCAGUAUUAGUGCAAGAACCUAUACUUAGUCUCUUUGUUGUUGUAAAUAGAUGUAUUUAGUAAGUAGUUGUUAAGAUUCUUGUUAUUAAUGUUUUGUACAUUUAUAUUUUUGUCAACUCUUGAAAGAAUGAAAAGUUAAAAAUACCGUUUUUAUUUCAUAAGUUACCAAUCCCCAUAACAUCUGUUAUGUUUGAAUUUCAAACUUGUUAUUUUAAACGAUGAUUGUAAAAUGAAAUAAACUCUUUUCAAUG